Cotesia glomerata is the source of this 2983-nucleotide messenger RNA. RefSeq lists its product as uncharacterized. The transcript is spliced from 2 exons. Lineage: Eukaryota; Metazoa; Arthropoda; Insecta; Hymenoptera; Braconidae. The coding region runs from base 240 to 2318 and encodes 692 amino acids. The record is from RefSeq and is a predicted model, not a curated record.
GUAAGGUAAGCCCGUGAGCUAAUAUACAAUGUACGGUAUGUAUACAUUUCCACCUCUACAAGCAAUUUAACGGGCCCCACUGGCUUCAGUAACUUGCUCUCGGUGAUCCUCCUUUACACUCGUCAACCCAAUGUCUGGCUUACUACUCGGUAACUCAACACAGUUGUGAUCAUCUUCGAGAAGUAACAACGACAACUACUGUUAUUUUGUAAAAGCCGGAAUUUAGUGACUUAUCCAUCAUGCGUCUGAUAUUACCGUUAAUCAUGUGUGCCUUUAUAAUGAAGCUAAAGGCGGAUUCAGUUCCAACAAUAAAUGGAUUACCGCCAUUGAAGUUGGACAAAAAUCUACGGCGUGCUCUACUGCGCGCUUUGGAAGAUUUGGAAGCAGAGUCUGCUGAAGACAGGUCUGAUCUACCGACGGCUGAACAGUUGGUCCUAAAAAUACAAGCGCAGGAAAGUGAACAAGAAAAAACAGAUGAAGAUGAAGAAAAUCAAAAACAAGAAGAAGAACUAGAUAACAAAAAUAGAGAAAAAAUAUUAGAACGUUUCAAAGGAGCGUCUGUAACGUACGAACAUUUCGCUAGUGACUCCGAGGACAUAAGCGAAGACAAAUUACAGAAUUCAACAUUUAUUGAGACGGAUAAGUACCAAGCGGAUACGCAGAGUUCCGAAGUGAAAGCGGAAAAAAGUCAGGAAUUAAAUCAAAAGUUAGAUGUGCUGUUGGGUGAUCAAGCAGUCGUUGAAAAAUCACCAGAGCCGUUGCAAGUAGAACAAGUAGAAACGCGCAGUGUUAAAUCAAUUGGCCAUUCAUCAAACAGGAUACAAAAUUCAUUUAAACCAAUUGCCAAAGACAUCAAUCACCACAAUCAUGAUAACGAUAACAAGGAGAUAUUGGCGAUAAGUUCCAGCAACGGAAUAGCAUCUGCGUCGGCAAACUCACUGGUCCCACCCAGUCCAACGGUAUCAAGUCCAACAACACGCCCAGCUAAAAAUGCAUCAGCACCUGUCUUGCCCACAGUACCGGCAGACACUAAAGACAAAACUAAAGAAAAAUCGGAGGUUAAAAUAUUCCAAGCGCCUCUCGUAGCAGCUUUCACUGUCCAGCAAGACGAGCUGGGAGUUCCCAAGAGCGUAGUGCCCAUUUACAAGCCAGACGGAAAGGGACAGGCUUUGACUUUGCAAGAGCAGUUAGAAUUCAAGCAGCAGUUGCUUGAAAAACAAUUGGCCGAACUUCAAGCUCAGCAGAUUCAGCAAACUCAAUUUUUGAUUCGCCAACAACAGUUGUAUCAAGAGCAACAGAGACAGAAACAGAGACAGUAUUAUCUUGCGGAACAGGCGAGACAGAAAUUGCUGGAAGACCAGAAGAAUAAUCAGCUCAAAUUACAGCAACAGUCAAAUUUACAACAACAGCAAUUGUCGCUUCAGCAACAACAGCAGUCAUUGUCUCUUCAACAACAGCAACAACAGCAAUCAUUGUCCCUUCAGCAACACCAACAGCAACAACAUCAAUCAUUGUCUCUUCAACAACAGCAACAGCAACAACAUCAAUCAUUGUCUCUUCAACAACAGCAACAAUCUCUCCAGCAACAACAACAACAACAACAACAAUUACCGUUACAACAACAAUUACCUUUGCCUCAACCUUUAGGUGCGUUUAGUCAAAAUCGUCAAACUCUUCAGCUGCCUUCUAAAAGUUCAAACGUCCAAUUUCAAGCGAAUCUUGGCUUUCAAGUACCUCAUGUCGGUCAAUCUCAGUCGUUUCAAACAAAUUUUCCCGAUCAAUUACGGAUCCAACAACUGCCACUUCACAAUGACCUGAAACAAAGCUUCAAUUAUAAUCAAAAUUUCAAUAACCUAAAUUCUAACUUACCACAACAGUCAUUUUUAAGAGGUCAAGAGCAACGCGUCAAUGUUCAAAGCUUCCCUUCAGUUUCUGUAGACUUCCAGCCGCCAGCUGUUCCAAGCUCCAACAGGUUUAACCGACAAGAAGCCUUGGGAUCUGUUGGCAACUUUGGUAUUAAUGAAAACCGACAGCAAACACGAAAUCAUUUAGUCUUUGAUCUCCCGAGACCCGUAUCGCCGUUCGUGCCUUUCAAUCAGUUUUCAUCGUUCAGACAGUCUGUUCAUAGGCCACCCACUCCUGCACGGCAAAUCCAGCAGCUUCUCUUCCAAUCUGGAGUCGCUGGAGAACUCGGACGCAGUCAUGGUGCGCCGGGAAAUCACGAAGACUUAAGCAUAGUUUCAAAAGUACUCGCUCUUAAUGUCGGUGCUGGACCCAAUAAAAGCCUUAAGUUCAACGAUGAUUUCUUCCGAGCGUGAAUAAGUAAUUUUUUUCCUUUUCAUUUAUAGAUGUGAGUUUCAUGUCAUCGAGUCUCUUUUAAUCACUUAAUAAUAAACUAAAAUAUAAACGCCUGUAAGUUCUGUGAAAGCAAGCGUGAACUUGUCAACAAAAUUUCUCUCUUCAUUUUAUCACUUUUAUUAAAUUAAAUCAAAACUAUAAGAGAAAUUACAGUCAAAGAGCUGGACUAAAAAAAACUAUUUACAAACAAAUUUAUAUUUAUAUUUAUAUAGAAAAAAUAACAUAAGAAUUUAAAAAUUAUAAUUAUUAUAAAAAUAUAUUGCAUCGUUAUUAUAAUAAGGAAGGUACUGAUUCCUUAACAAGACUAAUGAUAUUAAUUAAAACGCUGAUGUAUGCUGUAUACUCUUGGGAAGCGAACAUUCUUGCAUUCUUCAGAGUUAAACAUAUAUACGGGAAUCCCUCAUACUCAUAUAUUAUAUAUAUAUAUUUAAAAACUUACUGCUAGCGUAAUAUAAGAAUAAACUAGACUAUUUCAGAUGAAGCUAUUGCGUAAGCAAUUAUGUGUUGCCUUUGUCCUAAGAUACAUAUAUAAUUACUUUUGUUUGUCGCCUCACUUUAAUACCGUUACAUAUAUGAUAUAUAAUACUUUUUACCCUCAAGAUUAUACUUUACUCACUUAUAUUUG